This is a messenger RNA of Camponotus floridanus (Florida carpenter ant), 2376 nucleotides long. Its product is annotated as T-box transcription factor TBX10. Bases 559 to 1830 code for a protein of 423 amino acids. Gene Ontology annotation, molecular function: DNA-binding transcription factor activity, RNA polymerase II-specific; RNA polymerase II cis-regulatory region sequence-specific DNA binding. Gene Ontology annotation, cellular component: nucleus. Gene Ontology annotation, biological process: positive regulation of DNA-templated transcription; cell fate specification; regulation of transcription by RNA polymerase II. The record is from RefSeq and is a predicted model, not a curated record. The transcript has 4 exons. NCBI's taxonomy places the organism in Eukaryota, Metazoa, Arthropoda, Insecta, Hymenoptera, Formicidae.
GACACUGCUGAAACCACGGUCGGAUCUUCUUUCAAUAGGUAGUCGCGAGAGAUGCUGAAGAAAUCGCUCGUUUCGCGUUACGUUGUCGACGACAUUAAUGAAGAGAGAGAAAGAGGAGAGGAAGUGAGAAAGGGAGACGACUAGAAAUUUUCCCGAUGAAAACGCUAUCUUGUAAAGCGCGAGUUGAGAUAAUAAUUAAUGAACGAUUAGUGCACGCGAUUAUCAAUUAUGAUACAUAGUUAUGUACAUAUAUAAUUAUUCGGAUAAUUUUCAGAGAGUGCGUGUUUUCUCAGUUAAAGGUGCAUUGAACGUGUGUAUCUUUGAAUGAAAAUUUAUUGAUGAAUUAACGAUGAUGAUGAUGAAAAUAAUUUGUUAGUGCGCAAAGUGUUGUUUUUCCGCAAACUUUUAAUUAAGUUCAAAAUGUCAACGAAUUGUGAUUACAGUGUAGACCAAAUUGAAAAUUUCAUCACAUGGAUUACGAAUCCACACGUGAAUUGUGUGUAUCUUUCAUCGCAACAAUUGGUAUAAUAAUAAUUGAUACUGAUAUUGUCAACGAAGAUGCAACCGCAACACGAACAACGACGCGAAAUUACCGCUGAUUGCUGUUACCAGCAAUGGCAGACGCAUCAUCAUCAUCAUCAUCACCAUCACCAGCAUCCACAUUUGACUGCUAUACCAUCACCGAUGCAACAAAUGGAAGCCUGUUUGCAGAGCGCCGGAAGAGUAAAACGAUCGCGCAGUCCGAAUCCAAUGAAGGUCGCCUUGCCGGUCCAAACGGCGAACCCAAUCUCUCCGUCAGCCACAGAAUCUCGCAAUGACAGCAAUAACAACAAUCGUCACCACGGUGAUCAUCAUCCGAGCGAUGACGGUGCAUCCUCCGUCGAGGAAUUAGGUGCGAAACGGCCGCUUCAUCCGGCGCUAGUUGGCGCCGGUGCAGCUUUGGAGGCAAAGCCACUAUGGGAGGAAUUUCAUCAACUAGGCACCGAGAUGAUUGUUACGAAAGCAGGACGAAGAAUGUUUCCCACGUUUCAGUGUCGACUGUUCGGUUUGGAUCCCAACACGGAAUAUCUGAUGGUGAUGGAUUUCGUUCCGUGUGAUGAUAAAAGGUACCGAUAUGCGUUCCACAGCAGCGCUUGGGUUGUCGCGGGUCGUGCUGAUCCUGUAUCACCCCCCAGGAUUCACGUGCAUCCUGACAGUCCUGCAAGCGGCGCUCACUGGAUGAAGCAACCAAUCUCCUUCGACAAAUUAAAAUUGACGAACAAUCAACUUGAUGAUAACGGACAUAUUAUCUUGAACUCGAUGCAUCGUUAUCAGCCGCGCUGCCACGUGGUAGUCGCACCCUCGCCGCCCGGUUCAGCACCGGAUCCUCGCACGGAAAAUUUCAAGACGUUCUCCUUUCCGGAGACCAGGUUCACCGCGGUGACCGCAUACCAGAAUCACCGGAUAACCCAGCUGAAGAUCGCCAGCAAUCCGUUCGCCAAGGGCUUUCGGGACUGCGAAUCCGACGAGUGCGAGUCUGUUGCUGUAGCCGGUGGGAUGCAGAGUCCGGCCAAGAGGCCGGCCACGGCGGCCGGAAAUGUCGCUGGUCCUGCCGUCCUGUCGUCCAGUUACAACGCGAUGCCAGCACCGAUGCAAAUUCCAGUGGGUAUCAGCACCGGGACCUCCCAAGAGCAUCAUCAGUUUUACGGUGCGACGAGUGCCUCUGGUCCUUGGACGCAUUAUCCGAGUCAUCAUGGACAACCGUCGGCGCACGUCAACGCGGUUCAUUAUCCGACGCAUAUGCAACCGCAUCCACAUCAUUCAGGAGCUUCUCUUUACGGACCACGAUAACUGAUCAUUAUUGUAUCACAUUGUUACUUCUCAUCGAUUUCUACAUCGGCAACUUGAUGUUCGAAGAAAAGUGAUGAAGAUUAAAACAUACUUUUAUAUCGUUCGUUAUGUUAUUUUUCGUGGACAAUGUGAUAACCAAACUCAUUGAUUGAGAACUCAAUGUAUAUUGAAGGAACAGUGGGAAUGAAAUAUAUCUUCGUGUAUCCUGGUGCCUUUCCUUAUAGGUCGCGACAAUCAAUCAUUGUGUAACUUCUUAUCGCUGAAGAUUUAAUAUGUUCUAAAGAUAAAGAAUGGAGUUUCAGUGUCUUUCUCAAGGCUUCCUUUGUGGAUCGUGAAAAUUGGCGAUUGUUAAUAUGAUUUCUCUUUUUUAUAUAUAGAAAUUUGCGUCUAUUUUGGAUGGAAAAAUGUGAUCUUUCGUGAAAAAACUAUAUUUUCCUAGUGCCUUCUUAAUGUUUAGAAACAAAGUGGAAUAUCAAAGUAUUUGCACAUUAUUCUCGUCCUGAUUCUUUUUUCGAACAUGAGAAUCGCUUUACGUGAAGUUAUGUA